ACCGUUUGACGUUUGAGUACUCGUUCAAUAUUUAUUGUAUUGAUAGAGGAAUGGGCUGAAUUGUAGUUUAUUCUUGCUAUUCUUCCAAUUUAAAUAUAAAGUUAAGAAAAACUACGACUAUUAAUAUACAAUGUGGACAUCGCGCUCAAUUGCGCAGUCUUGUUUAAGCUACACCAGAAUGUGCUUUUUAGUAAAUUGUCUAAAGCGAUUCAAGAGCUCUCAACAGUGGCUAAGUCGUCAAAGAGUUGACCCUUAUGUUGAAAAGGCAAAAAUAUAUAACUAUAGAUGUCGCAGUGCAUUCAAACUUCUAGAAAUGAACGAAAAGACGAACAUACUAACACCAGGACUUACGGUUAUUGACCUAGGAGCUUCACCGGGCUCAUGGACCCAAGUAGCAGUGCAAAAAACGAAUGCUGAUGGAGCAGACCCCAAAAAACCUAAAGGGACAGUGCUGGCCAUUGACAAAUUACAAUUAUUUCCUAUUGCGGGAGCAACAAUAUUGAAUAACAUGGAUUUUUCUACAAUUGAGGCACAUGACAAAGUGAUAAAGUCUCUAGGGGAUAAGAAAGUAGAUCUGGUUCUGUCAGACAUGGCCCCUAGCGCCACUGGUGUGCGGGAGCUGGACAAGGACCGCAUCAUAGGGCUCUGCUACAUGGCUAUAAGGUUUGCAGCUCUAGUCACCAAGAUUGAUGGCAACUUAUUAAUUAAAGUAUGGGAUGGAAAAGAAGUGCCAAUUUUAGAAAUGGAUUUGGAAAGAUUUUACAGGAGUAUCAAAAUUUUAAAGCCAAAUGCCAGCAGGUCAGAAUCGUCAGAAAAAUUUAUUCUUGCAAGAGGAUUCAAGGGUAUUCAGAGGCCCUUGGAGAAUGGCCGAUGGGGGUAGCAUGUACGUGAAUAUAGAAGCUGUGUCGCUACAAAUAAUAUGUCUUCCAGAUGCAAUCGAGGACUAAGUUAGUCUUUGUAUUUAGGCAACCAUUCAAUUCAGAUUUUUUUGCCCUCUACAAGGCAGAGGAAAAAAUUGCAAUGGAUGGAAUAAUUCCAUGGUUUAACCCCAUUGGUCUUGCUACUGGUAGAUUCUUAAAUAAAUGUAUGGGACAAAUGGGAAUUUGUUGCCCUUGUAUAAGUCUAGCUUUGUUCUCAAAUGUAUAUAAUGAUGUUUAUUUUAUUAUAAGCACAAAUAAUUGACUUUUGUAAUAGUACAAUUAUAGAUAAAGUGAUAUACUCAUAGUACUUAACCAUUAGUCAUGAUGUUGCCAUCUAUACAAAGUUUAUGAUUAAUUCAAAUAAAACACUUGAUUACAAAA
Molecule: messenger RNA, 1301 nt
Organism: Cydia pomonella (codling moth)
Lineage: Eukaryota; Metazoa; Arthropoda; Insecta; Lepidoptera; Tortricidae
Gene: Mrm2
Product: rRNA methyltransferase 2, mitochondrial
Exons: 3
Coding region: 131-880 (249 amino acids)
Biological process (GO): RNA methylation
Cellular component (GO): mitochondrion
Molecular function (GO): rRNA (uridine-2'-O-ribose)-methyltransferase activity
Source: RefSeq, a predicted model, not a curated record